Messenger RNA from Ambispora leptoticha, 1473 nucleotides. Lineage: Eukaryota; Fungi; Glomeromycota; Glomeromycetes; Archaeosporales; Ambisporaceae. The record is from the annotation of a GenBank genome assembly.
AUGCAUUGGCGUGCAAACCGUUGCUCUUUAAAGAGCAACAACAUAAUAGCUAAAAAGAAUUCAGGUUCAUAUUUUUUUCCUCAACAAACGCGAAAUGUUACGUAUACAAAAACUCCUUCUCAUACAACAGUUCCUUUAACUGCAAAUUCAUCGUCUUCAACAACUACUCCUCCACAUCCGCUUUCCACCGUCUCUAUCACAGGCUUAAAAGCAAAUUCAUCUAAUUCAGCAACGCCUCCACGUCCACUUUCCACCGUCUCUAUCACAGGCUUAGCGGACUCCAUCCAAUUUACCUCACUACAGCCAAACAACCGAAUUCUAGAUCAAUACGCUUCUCAACCUGUUCAUACCAUAACGCUUCGUCAACUGGUGUUCUUUGGAAGAAAUUUAUCGGAGGAACGAUUAAUACAGAGUGGAAAUUACGUUCGUACCGAACUACCCAUACGUCUCGCACAUCGUAUACGUGAUUUUCAAAAUCUUCCCUUUAUUGUGGGAACGAAUCCACACAUAGAAAUGGUAUAUGGUUUGUAUUGGUCGGCAUUCGAAAAACUACGACAAUUCCCAAAAAUAAAUACGAUGGAAGAUAAUGACGCGUUUUGCGCGACUGUUAAAGAGCUGCUUAAAGAACACUUGGUGGUGAUUCCACAACUAGCGAUGGGUAUGAACGAGUGUUCUGAUCAUAUACCUGAAAAGCAAAUCAAUCUGUUUAUGAACAAGAUGUUGCUUUCGCGAUUAUCAAGACGCGUUUUAGCUGAACAGCAGAUUGCAUUGACUGAGAAUUGGCAUGAUCCCGGUUAUUGCGAAGGAAUCACGAAUGAUGGAUAUAUUGGCGUGGUGUCAACGCGUUGCAAUGCACGAGAUAUCGUGACGGAAGUAGCUAAAAUGACUCGGAAACAUUUUCAAAAUAAAUAUAGAAUUGUUCCACCGGAUGUUUUAUUAGAUGGUGAACAAGACAUUACAUUUACUUAUAUUCCAGAACAUAUUGAAUAUAUUUUAUAUGAACUUUUGAAGAAUUCGAUACGUGGGAUAAUUGAGAAGCAUGCGCCUGCUUCUUUAAUAUCGGAUAACACAACAUCAAUACCUAAAUCAUUUUCGUUUCCACCAAUACUCGUGACUAUAUGUUCUAGCCCAACAGAUAUUCACUUUCGCGUAUCUGACCAGGGCGGUGGAAUUCCCGAUGAAAUAUAUUCACACAUUUGGUCAUUCUCAUCCUCACAUAAAUUUAGCGACGGCAAAAAAAACGGGUAUAAAUUUGUAAAUUUCGAAAAAGUACCAAAAAUGGCAGGGACUGUUGAAGAGCAAGAAGGCGCAAGGAUUCCACCGUUACUGCACCUGGGCAUUGGAUUGCCGUUGAGCAAAGUAUAUACCGAAUAUUGGGGUGGUGCGUUGAAGAUUAUGACUAUGGAUGGAUAUGGCACCGAUGCCUACAUAAGAAUUGCGAAAUUAGGAAAUCGUGAAGAGAAUUUAUUGUAA